AUUUAGCGGGGUGAAUGCUGACUCCUUGUUUCUAGUGUUGGCGAGGGCCGAAGGAGCAGGCGGUGACUCACGAAUUUGCAAUUAGUUGAAUCAGUGACCUGUUCUCAGUUUUCUUCAGGCCCUCAGAUAUGGUGGUGUGUAAAUAUUUCACCCAAGGUUAUUGUCGUUAUGGAGAUAAAUGCCGAUUUGAUCAUCCAUUUAAAGGACCAGCCCAAGGGGCAUUCAGAGGCCAGCAGACCAGUUCCCAGCCAGCAGGUGUGGCUGUCACACCCACUACCUUUGUUGAGCUUCUGAAUGGGAUAGCAACUGAGAUGAAAGUAUGGGAGGGCUCAAAGCAGUGGCCACUCUCCUGCUUCUCACCCCUGAAGGGCCAGCCCUGCAUUCCAGGUCUCCUGGACCUCUCGCCCGAGGAGGUGCGCGCCGAGGCGUACAAAAGCAAAGUGGCCAACACACCGGACGUUUACCUGCAGUACUUCAACACUCAGAUAGCUGACUAUCGACAGAAGCGAGAGACGCUGAAGAAUCCGUCUCCCGAAAUCCGCAGUUACCUGCAGCAGAUGUUCAACGCAUCCGCGGCAGGCCCGGGCGGCGGCGGCACUGCUGGCACCAUGUUCGCCGCGUCCUCCUCCAAGCCGUCUGUAUUCGGCGGCGGCUCCGGCCAGUUUGGCGGCGCCCCGGCCGGCCAGUCCGUCUUCGGCGGCGGCGGGCAGCAGGCUUCGGCCGGCUUGUUCGGCGGACAGGCUCAGCCCACCUCCCCGUUCGGAGGUCAGCCGCAGGCCACGUCGUCGGUGUUUGGCGCCCAGCCGCAGGCCGCCUCCUCUGUGUUCGGUGGACAGCCGCAGGCGUCGUCUUCUGUGUUCGGUGCACAGUCCCAGGGUGCGCCUUCGGUGUUCGGCGCCCAACCUCAGGCUACAUCCUCCGUGUUCGGCGCUCAACCGCAGGCUGCACCAUCUGUGUUCGGCGCACAACCGGCCGCGUCGCCUUCUGUGUUCGGUGGGCAGCCUCAGGCCACCUCCUCCGUGUUCGGUGGACAGCCCCAGGCCACCUCCUCCGUGUUCGGUGGACAGGCUCAGCCCGCCUCGUCCGUGUUCGGUGGACAGCCUCAGGCCACCUCGUCCGUGUUCGGUGGACAGCCUCCGGCCACCUCGUCCGUGUUCGGUGGACAGCCUCAGGCCACCUCUUCCGUGUUCGGUGGACAGCCUCCGGCCACCCCCGUGUUCGGUGGACAGCCACAGCCCGCCUCGUCCGUUUUCGGUGGACAAGCCGCGCCUUCCACGCUCGGGGCCGCCACUCAGUCCGCCACGGGCGGCGGGCCGUCCGUGUUUGGCUCGGCCCCCGCCGCGCCGGUGUUCGGCUCGGGCGCGUCCCAGCCCCAAACCCCUGCGAUGCCGGGCGUCCCGGCCGGCGGCGGCGGCGGCGGCCAGGCCGAGGUCGAGCCGCAGGCCUACUCGGAGCCGGCCGAGUUGAGCGAGGCGGAACGGCUCGAGUUCGAGGCGGCCGAGUUCACGCUUGGCCGGGUGCCGAUCAGGCCGCCGACUCGCGACGUGUGCGCCCGCUGA
Messenger RNA from Pollicipes pollicipes, 1559 nucleotides. Its product is annotated as nuclear pore complex protein Nup98-Nup96. The record is from RefSeq and is a predicted model, not a curated record. Gene Ontology annotation, molecular function: metal ion binding. The transcript has 8 exons. The coding region runs from base 129 to 1559 and encodes 476 amino acids. Lineage: Eukaryota; Metazoa; Arthropoda; Thecostraca; Pollicipedomorpha; Pollicipedidae.